Messenger RNA from Daphnia pulex (common water flea), 1164 nucleotides. RefSeq names its product ankyrin repeat family A protein 2-like. Gene Ontology annotation, cellular component: nucleus; cytoplasm. The coding region runs from base 127 to 945 and encodes 272 amino acids. Gene Ontology annotation, molecular function: protein binding. Gene Ontology annotation, biological process: regulation of gene expression. The record is from RefSeq and is a predicted model, not a curated record. The transcript has 6 exons. Lineage: Eukaryota; Metazoa; Arthropoda; Branchiopoda; Diplostraca; Daphniidae.
GAGGAAUCACAACAAAUAAGAAAAACAACGUCGUCUGGAAAAUCGAAUCGACCAGAGAAGCUGACAGUUUUGCCAAAUUGAUCAAAUUUAUAAACCAUUUCAAUUUUUUUCGGGAUCAAAUAAAGUAUGGAUGUACCCGGUUCUUCUUCCGGUUCUUCGAGCAAGAGAGGCAGAAAAUUGAGGCAGUGCAGUGGUGAUUCAACCAAAAGUGACCGUACUGAAGCUUCUUCGGAAAGUGAUUUCGAUCCCAACGGAUCAUUCCAGAAAGGGGAAAGUAGCAGGAGGAGAUGUGAGAGGCAGAAACAGUCUGGUCUCAAAUUUGCAGCUUUGGCGUAUGAGAGCAACUAUGACGAUGGAGAGCACAAGAGUGCUUUCCUGCCGUAUCGGCCCAGAACGGUCCUCACCAACCUUCAGAGAGGAAAUGUCCAGACAGAAGCAGUUGUUGUCAACCCUGUGCAGUUGAGCUUUCAUCAGCGUGCUGGCAAAGGUGAAAUCACCAAAGCUGACAUAGAUGCUGGCACCAACGACAUCAAUGGAUUGGACGAAAGAGGUUUAACACCGUUAAUGUGGUCGUCUGCCUACGGCCAAGUACCGACAGCUGCGCUUUUACUCAAAGCUGGAGCGAUUCAUUCGAUUAAAGGCCCAGAUGGCGAAACAGCCAUUCACCUCGCCGCAGCUGGUGGUCACACAGACAUAAUUAGGUUACUGAUUGGAGCCGGAGCUUCAGUCAACGAAAUUGACGACAAUUCCAACACACCAAUGAUGUUUGCCGCUUUUGGUAAUCAUCCGCACGCUCUCAACGAGCUGUUGAACAACGGAGGUGACAUCACCAUGAUUAAUCUCAACGAUGAUUCCGCCCUAAGUAUCGCUGUCAAACGAUCCAGCAAAGAAGCUCAAAGUGUUAUAGAAGGCUACCUAUUUAUGUUACUUCAACCUCAAAACUGAAAGAAUUACCAUUGCUAGCAAGAAUCAUUUGGUAUCAGAAUUCAUCAUCAUCUAUAGAAUUAUCAUAAAUUUGUUUCGUUUAAUCAUCAUACAUUUUCAUUGUGAAUCCAUGUGUGCCAAUGUUUUUCACUUGUUACCAUAUUAUUACCAGUACAUUUUGUCUACACAGUGUCUUAAUGUUUCCAAUACAAUGUGGUCAUGACCACAACUCUUGUUUAA